UGGAUGGGCAGCGUUGCUUAUGGCGGGAAAUGAUACGAAAAACAGAAAAGCAGCAAAGGGCUUUGUAAAGGAUAUCACUGAUGUACAUGAAGUAAUAACUUCAAAAUUUCCACUUGUUAUGGGUGUCAGAAAGGAGCAUGUGGCGAUAGUUCGCCCGGAAAAGCCAGGUAAUGCUGAAAAAUUCAAGGGAAAGAACGGGCAGUUAGAUGAAGCUUUUAAAAUGCUUAAAGAAAUAAACAACACUCAAACACUACUGAUCUACUUCUCCGGUCAUUACUAUGGUGGAAAGGGUUUUCAGCUUGGAAGUGAUGAGGAGUUUUUGUCACUGGAAGAACUUCAGACUAAAGUUUUGUCUUGUUUAAGUGGCGUUGAUUAUAAGUCACCCACUUUUCCAUUAAGCAGCAAGCGUCUCAUAGUAUUUUUAGACUGCUGCUCAGCGCCAGGAAUGAAAGUACCACGUUUUGAGGAGAAAUCUUGCUUAAGCCUUGUGCAGCUGAAUGCAUGCCGACCAAACCAAGAGGCCUAUGGGGAUGCUGAAAACGGUAGUAAAUUUACAUUAUUCUUUAAACAGGGAUUGACCGGAAGAGCUCUUGGUAAACAAUGCUAUAACAUUAUGGAAGGAAAGAUUAAACAAUGCCAAGAGUGUGAACUUUCAGGAGAUUUGGUAACUCUUCAAGACUUGAAUAAAUAUAUAACUCGCCAUCUUAAACCUUAUGAGACCAGUUACCAAACAGUUAUAUAUUAUGAUAAUGCGAGUGAUCUCGAUACCAAAAUUGGUUAUGCAAUACAAUACAGUAUUGGACUACGCUUCACAUUUAAACUGGGUGAUGACGAAAAAAGAAACAGUAUUCAACAACGAAUGUUCACCAAUAUGAUAUCACUUCGGACAAUUUUAUCUGACAAAUUCAUAGAGGUGAUGCAACCUGGCAGUAGUGAAGAGCCACCAUUAGAGACAGAGGGAGUCCGUGACAUACUAUGUAUCGAAAUAGAACAUGGUCCAAAGUAUGUGCAUAGGGACGAGCUGGAUUCUUUGGAGAGGGUUAUGGGAGCAUGGUAUGCUAAACGAGACCUGAUUGUGUCUUUGAGGAGACUGUCUGAUAUUCGUAAUGGAAAGGUUGGAAUGUUCUUACCGGCAGGUUAUUCAGUGAAACCGAUUAAAGAAUAUCUUGGCCAGAAUGAAUGCUUCCAAGAACUGGGACCAAACAGUGAAGAGGAUACAGUGUACUCAGUCAAGCUUGAGUCCCUGAGUGAGAUUGCAGUACAGGAAGAUAACCCAUCAUUGGAAAAAUUUGGCAGCAUUCUGGUAGAUUUGGAGGAUGCAUUAUCUAAAGAAAAGGAGUACAAGAUGCUGCACAUCAUUUUUCCUGGCGCACAUGGAAAACAAAGAAAUGACUUCAUCUGUUUUCAGAUUGUGAAACAGAAUGAAGAGGAUUAA
Messenger RNA from Mercenaria mercenaria, 1435 nucleotides. RefSeq lists its product as uncharacterized. The transcript has 5 exons. Bases 20 to 1435 code for a protein of 471 amino acids. Lineage: Eukaryota; Metazoa; Mollusca; Bivalvia; Venerida; Veneridae. The record is from RefSeq and is a predicted model, not a curated record.